This is a messenger RNA of Condylostylus longicornis, 3140 nucleotides long. RefSeq names its product transient receptor potential cation channel protein painless (gene pain). Gene Ontology annotation, biological process: monoatomic ion transport; transmembrane transport. Gene Ontology annotation, molecular function: monoatomic ion channel activity; protein binding. Lineage: Eukaryota; Metazoa; Arthropoda; Insecta; Diptera; Dolichopodidae. The coding region runs from base 231 to 2993 and encodes 920 amino acids. The record is from RefSeq and is a predicted model, not a curated record. Gene Ontology annotation, cellular component: membrane. The transcript is spliced from 5 exons.
GCUUGCUAUAGGCAGUAGUUAAUUUUUGUUAGAUCGGAACAGACGUGAAUUUUAAAUAAGUAUAUAAUAUUACAACAAGAUCAGUGUAAUUACAUACAUAUUAUAUGUCCAUAAUUGGAGGAUCGUUAAUAAACUAAAAAGACAUUAAAUUCAUAUAUUUUUUGAUUUUUACCUUUCUAAACCAAUUUUUUUAAUUAUAUUAUUUCUGACCGUCCCUAUUGAAAUUAAAAAUGGACAAAUCACACACAGUUGAUAUGGAUGCCUUUACAGUUUGCAUGCAAGAUCCUCAGGUUCUUUUAUCACAAGCACUUGAAAAGAGGAAUUUAUUGGAUUUUAAAAUCGCUAUAGAUAUGGAAGCUGAUCCAACAAAAAUGGAUUCACAGACUAAUAUUAGUGUAUUCGAGAUGGCAUUAAAAACAUAUGGAUGUUCAGAUUUUGUUGAUGAAUGUAUUCGGCGUGGAUGUAAAUGCGAUUAUAUAAAUCGUCGUACAAAUAAAGCACCUAUAAAUUAUGCAGCAGAUUCAAGAGAUCCAAAAAUUAUGGCCAGUAUUUUGUCAGUAAAAAAUGUACCAGUUAAUACAAAAUACUCAAAUUUAACUCCAUUAAAUAGUCUUGCGAAAAAUUUAACAUCUGAAAAUUAUUUGGAUGUUUUUGAAUGUAUAAAACUUUUAAUUGACUAUGGAGCAAAUCCAAAUAUACCAGAUCAAAGAGAAUUUACACCAAUUCUAUAUAUUAUUGAUAAUAAACAUUUAAAUAAUAUAAAUAAAAAAGAAAUGAUUAAAUAUUUAUUAAAUAGUUGUCAAAUCGAUUUGGAUACAUUCCGUGAUGGUAAGGCCCGACAACUUUUAAUGAAUCAAUAUCCUGAUAUUAAAUUACCAGAUGAAAAUAGUGAUACAAUUAGUUAUGAUGCACUUAUAUCAUAUAUUCGAAAUGGAAAUGAAGAAAAUUUUAUUAAUAAUUAUAAUAAAUAUUUAACAAAUAGUUCCGGUGAUAAUCAACAAAAUUUACGUCAAGAAGAAAAUUUAUCAUUAUUAUUGGAAGCUAUACAAAAUGGUCAAAAUAAUGCAUUUAAAUUAAUUAAAGAGACUGGUAAUUGUAAUUUGAAUACAAAACGUACUGAUAAGAAUCCAUUGAAAAUUGCUUGUGUAUGGGGUAAUAAUGAAGCAUUAAAAGAACUUUUAAAUGAUGAUAGUGUUGUUGUUUCAAAAACAGAUAAUCUUCUUAAAACUAUUAUACAAAAAUUAGAUGAAAAAUCAUAUAAUAGUUUUACAAAUUAUAAUGCAUGUUUUUAUACAUUAUUAAAUUCUGAUAAAAUUGAUGUAAAUGAAAUUGAUCCAUCCGGUACAUCAGCACUAUAUUAUGCAAUUAAAUAUAAAAAUGAGAAGGCAAUAAAUGAACUUUUACAACGUGGUGCUUAUAUGGGUACAAUGAGUCAAUUUAAUGAUAUUUCAAUAACUGAUAUUAGUCCAGAAAUAUUAGAAAAUUAUCUUGAUUCAUGUGUUAAAACGAAUGGAUUAAAACCUGGUGAUAAUCUCUUUGAAAUUACUAUUAAUUAUAGUAAUCUUAUUCCGACUUGUAAGGACAUAAAGAAUCAAACAAAUAAUACAGUGAAAUGUGAAAUGACACCAAUUGAAUAUAUUGCUGAAACAAAGGAAUUGAAACAUCUUUUAAAACAUCCCGUUAUUACAAGUUUUUUAUUUUUAAAAUGGCAUCGUCUCUCAUUAAUUUUUUAUAUAAAUUUCCUUUUAUAUUCAAUAUUUUGUGCAUCAUUAGUUACAUUUAUUAUAUUGAAAUUUAAUAAUACUGCCGGUGAUGCAAUUGUAAACAUAUUUUAUUUACUAUCACUUGUUGGAUUAGUUUAUAUGAUAUUAAGGGAAUUAUUACAAUUUAUAAUGUCACCGAGUGGAUUUUUAAGAUCACAAAUAAAUUAUAUGGAAAUUAUAUUAAUAAUAUUAACAAUAGUAACAUUAAGUGAACCGAAUUAUGAAAAGGAAACACAAAGAGUUUUGGCAGUAUUUACAAUAUUAUUGGCAACACUUGAACUCUGUUUAUUAGUUGGUUCAUUACCAGUUUUAUCUAUAUCAACGCAUAUGCUAAUGUUAAGAGCUGUUUCAGAAACAUUUUUAAAAUGUUUUGCAUUAUAUUCAAUGUUUGUUAUAACAUUUAGUAUUUCAUUUUACAUAUUAUUUGGUAAACCAGGUAGUAAAGGAAAUGGAACUGAAACAGAUAAUGGUGAAAAUGGUUCUGGAAAUGACAAUGAAAAUGGUGAUGAAGGAGAAUUUAAUAAAUUUGCAAAUCCAUUUACAGCUAUUAUUAAAACUAUUGUUAUGUUAACUGGAGAAUUUGAUGCUGGCGAUAUUGAAUUCAAUUCAUUUUAUAGCUAUUUAGUAUUUCUUUUAUUUGUAUUCUUUAUGUCAAUUGUAUUAUUCAAUUUGCUUAAUGGUCUGGCUGUUAGUGAUACACAGGCUAUUAAAUCACAAGCAGAACUUAAUGGUUCCAUUUGUCGUACAAUAAUAUUAUCGGGUUAUGAAAGAGCUCUAUCUGGUAAAGAUGGCCGAACGUCAUUUAUUGUUAAUCAUGAACCAUUCCGUUCAAUUUGUAAACGAUUAAUAAAUAUAUUCCCCGAUUUAAUACAUGGUAAUCAAAUAUCAAUUUUACCAAAUGAUCGUAAUCGUAUUAUGAUACCAAUACAAAAUUCAACUGAAAUGGGAACAUUUGUUAAAGUAAAUGGAGUCGAUAGUGCUCUAUUAAAAAAGACAUUCGCCAAUGAAUCAGAACGUGAAAAACGAUUAAUUGAUCCACCAGUUAAAUUAUUACCAUGCUGUUGUUCUUAUAUAACAAAUCGUUGUUCAGAAAUGGAUGUAAGAACUGUAAAAACAGCAUUAGCAAUAAUUGAAAAGAAAGAAAAGCAUAAAAGAAAUGAAAGUCGUAUUCAAAAAAUGGAAGAAAAUAUUAACCGAAUUUUGCAAAUUUUGGAAAGUAAAAAUUAUUAAACUUAAAUAUCUUAUUUUUUAAAUAUUUUUUCAUUUUAAAUAUUAUUAUUUUAUAACAUGAAUAAUGUAUUUUAACAACAAUUCUUAAGUGAUAAAUUAUUGAUUCUUUAUAUAAAAACAAAAGCAAAUAAAAUUUGUUAAUUAAGU